AUGUCGCGGCAUCGUUUUGUACGUGGCCUUGAUCUGGAUGAGGAGCGAGACGUUGCUGAGAGAGAUGAUACGGACGAUGGCAUGACCCCGGAACAGCAAGAGCAGAUGGCAACUUCGAUGCCAAUAGCGAAGGCUUUUCUGAAAGAUAUAAGGCCUCCAAUAUCGGACGACGCGAUCGCACAGUCGCUCUGGCAUUACUGGUUUGAUGUGGACAAGGCCGUCACUUGGCUCAGAAAGGAUUGGGAGAAGAAAGGCCAGCCGAUACCGAUCGAAUUGCUCCCUUGUCCUGGUGGACCUCGCCAAAGGCCUCAUCGACCCUCCCAUUCUGUCACCACCAGUGCUGCACCCGAUUCCGCUAUGAAAAACCUUUCUAUCAAUACCACAUCAUCCCAAUCAUCCUCUUCGACUCACGAAACCGAAGUAACACCCCCUGCACAAGAGUCAAGCAAGCCAAUGUCGAAACUCGCUUUACUGGCCCAGAAGCGUAGAGAAACAGCUCAAACGUCGUCUUCCCCUUCUUUCCAGUCUGCUCCAGCAGUCAAUCAGCCCCUGACUUCUCGUCCAGAAGCACCAUCCCCCAAACCUCUGUCCAAAUUGGCCCAGAAGAUGGCAGCCGCUCGUGCAUCGAAAACCCAGCCGGGGACUCCAGCUUCCGAUACCACCGAACAUCGGUCUGCGGGGAUUGUCUCGACCAUGAUGAGAGACGUAGAUCAUGCAAGCCAUGACGAGCUGUAUCCAGCUCCUGGCUCCACCUCAAACCCCAUCAUGGCUCCCUCCGCGUUUUUCAACAUCCUUACGAAGUCUACACCGGCAUCUGCACCAUUUCCUCAAUUCACUUACCACAACCAUAUACCCACCGUAUUCGACGAAGACGAUCUCAUCAGACGUAUCCACGCCGCUUUCUCAGACGCCGAGAGCCCAGACGACAUUGUUCUACGCGCGCUUGCCAAAGCCUCUUCACCUGCCACACCUUCUACACCUAAGUCCGUCUCACAGCCUGGCAAACCUCGAAGCCAACCCGGGAGUUUGAUCAAAUCCGCGACUCAACCAGGAACACCACGCAGUGUUCCUAAGCCAAAAGCAUCCAGUUCAGGUAAUCGGACACCUACCACUCCGGGCCCGAGUGGAUUAUCCACCGCGCGACAAGAUCUGGAAGGUUUGCACUUAGGUGAGAACGCAGAUCAAGCAGACCUCGACAGGGAGAGGGAAAAGUUCAAGGAGAAAACUGUGGUCAGCGUGAAGCGAGAGGAUCUCAUUGCCAAGGUCAAAAGGGAAGAAGCGGAAUCCGGGAAGCAAAAUAUGAGUUUGAUCGUGGUCGGACAUGUUGACGCUGGGAAAUCGACUCUGAUGGGUCGGUUAUUGUAUGACAUAGGCGAAUUAUCCGAAAAGGAGAAGACUGCCAAUGAGAGAGGUAGCAAGCGUGUAGGCAAAAGUAGUUUUGCUUUUGCCUGGGGCUUGGAUGCUUUGGGUGAUGAAAGAGAUCGAGGGGUCACCAUCGACAUUGCUACCACUCACUUUUCGACUCCGCAUCGCAAUAUCACCCUUCUUGACGCACCUGGGCAUCGUGACUUCAUUCCGGCCAUGAUCUCCGGAGCCGCGCAAGCUGAUGUGGCCUUGUUGGUUGUUGACGGCUCCCCCGGGGAGUUCGAAGCUGGUUUUGAGCGCGGCGGGCAGACCAGAGAACACGCUUGGUUAGUUCGAAGUUUGGGAGUCAAAGAAAUAGUGGUCGGCGUCAAUAAGAUGGACUUGGUGGACUGGUCACAGGAUCGGUAUGACGAGAUCGUCGAUUCUUUGAAACCCUUCUUGGUAUCUGCUGGCUUUACCGCCAGCAAGACUGUUUUCCUCCCUUUAGCCGCUAUGGAGGGUACGAAUGUCCUGGUCAACGAGGAUCCGCUAUUGAAAGCAUGGUAUGAUGGUCCGACUUUGAUCGAUACAUUGGACAAGGCCGAAGUGCCCGCACGACCCUACGAAUCACCUCUUCGAAUCCCCGUAUCAAACGUCUUCAAAGGUCAAACCGCUAUCGCUUCUGGCGUGGCAGUCUCAGGUCGAUUAUGUUCUGGUGUGGUUCAGGUAGGAGAUCGUCUUCGCGCGAUCCCUGGAGAUGAGGUAGGUAGUGUUAGAACUAUCGAGGUGGAUGACGAGUCUGCUCCAUAUGCCACCGCGGGUCAAAAUGUCACUUUGUAUCUAGCGGGUAUCGAUCCGAUACAUUUAGCUAUCGGAACCGUCCUCUGUCCUCCUUCCCAACCUGUGUCCUUGGUAUCGAAGUUCACAGCGCAAAUACUGGUAUUCGAUCUUCAGUCACCCAUAAUCUCCGGAACACCGGUCGAGUUAUUCCAUCAUUCUGUCAACCUGCCCGCCACCAUCUCGAAGCUGAUCUCAAUCAGCGAAAAGGGACAAGUCACAAGAAAGAACCCUAGAGUGCUACAGAAAGGCACGACAGCUACUGUUGAGUUGACAUUCCGACCGACUGGCGGUAGUUCAAAAGUACCAACUUUGGCUCUGGAGACAGCGGCGGAGAAUAAGGAGAUGGGAAGGGUGUUGAUCAGACGUGGAGGUGAGACUAUAGCCGCUGGUGUGGUGAUGGAGAUCCUGGCUUGACGUUCUUAAAGUACGCCUCAAUCUUGUAGCUGCUUGGUUUGCAUUGCAUUUUGCCG
Messenger RNA from Tremella mesenterica DSM 1558, 2654 nucleotides. RefSeq lists its product as uncharacterized. The coding region runs from base 1 to 2598 and encodes 865 amino acids. The transcript is spliced from 12 exons. The record is from RefSeq and is a predicted model, not a curated record. Lineage: Eukaryota; Fungi; Basidiomycota; Tremellomycetes; Tremellales; Tremellaceae. Gene Ontology annotation, biological process: translation. Gene Ontology annotation, molecular function: GTPase activity; GTP binding.